AUGGACCGACUCACAGAGAGUGCCAGGGUGGGCCUUGCUCUCUUCAAGGGCAUGGAGAGGAAGACCUCGGGGUGCUGUGAGGCCCCCAAAAGGCUGGGCCUGUCCUUCUCCAUGGAGGAGAUUCUAAAGAAACCCACCAAAAGGAGUGAUGUGGUCAGGACUGAAGGGCCAAGUGGAGAGGGCAACGGGCCAGCAGCAGCCACAGCCUCCAGGCUGGAGAGGCCCCCACAGGACCAGCCCCAGGAGCAGAGGAAGAGCAAGCGGAGGGUUCGCACCACCUUCACCACGGAGCAGCUGCAUGAGUUGGAGAAGAUCUUCCGUUUCACCCACUACCCAGACAUCCGUGUUCGCAACCAGCUGGCAGCCAAGAUCAACCUCCCAGAAGCUCGAGUUCAGAUCUGGUUCCAGAAUCAGCGAGCCAAGUGGCGGAAGCAGGAGAAGAUGGGCAGCCUCAGUGCUCCGCAGCAGCUGAGUGAGGCCGACUUCACCGCAGGGACAAAACUGGACGUGGCUGGCCCCCUUCAGACGCCUGCAGCUCUGCCUGGGCUGGCUCCACCCACAGGUUGCUAUCCACUUGCUCAAAGCCAGCUGGCCACUGCCUGGUUUCCUGCUGGAGUCACCUUCCUCCCAUGCCCCCCAUGGGAGAUGCAGCCGCUCCCGGGCCCUCUCCUGCAGCAGGCCUUCGUUCCUGCACUCCGCCUCUUUCCACCUCCGAACCCCAGGUGGAGCAGCACCUGUGCCACUUCAACAUAG
Molecule: messenger RNA, 753 nt
Organism: Trichechus manatus latirostris (Florida manatee)
Lineage: Eukaryota; Metazoa; Chordata; Mammalia; Sirenia; Trichechidae
Gene: ISX
Product: intestine specific homeobox
Exons: 5
Coding region: 1-753 (250 amino acids)
Biological process (GO): regulation of transcription by RNA polymerase II
Molecular function (GO): DNA-binding transcription factor activity, RNA polymerase II-specific; RNA polymerase II transcription regulatory region sequence-specific DNA binding
Source: RefSeq, a predicted model, not a curated record